Molecule: messenger RNA, 1023 nt
Organism: Hylaeus volcanicus
Lineage: Eukaryota; Metazoa; Arthropoda; Insecta; Hymenoptera; Colletidae
Product: lysozyme-like
Exons: 1
Coding region: 252-860 (202 amino acids)
Source: RefSeq, a predicted model, not a curated record
CUAACAUAAAUUCUCCUUCUUCUAAUCUAUCACUACACCCACACCCAUGCAACUCCAAACCAAGCCCAACAACCUAUUAAAACUUCAAAAGCGACACCUCCCGUCACCGAACCCGCUCCCGCACGAAGUUUCAAACUCAUCGUCUAUAAACGCGAUAAAAGGUAAACGCAGAGUGGAAACCGUCAACAAAAAAAGGAAAAAAAACACGCGCCAGUAGCCUGGCUCGUUUCCCCGCAGACUGCGCUUAGGAAAUGAUAAUAUGUCGCACAAGCUCAAGGUUAUCGCGCGACGUUCGCCAGCGGUGGCACAGCUGGAUAGCAAAGAGCGCCACAUUUCGUCGCGAAUACUCGCCGCGAUUGCGUUGCGUAUCGAGCACUAACCUAACUGCUGGCGCUGGCGUAAUCACCGAGCUGCGAGUGGAGACAAAGAUGAGGUCGUGGCUGCUGCUGUCGGCGCUGGUGGUCCUGGCGAUGGACCAGGUGGACGCGAGAAUCCUGAGCGAGUGCGAGGCGGUGCACGAGCUCCAGCGAGCCGGAGUCUCCAGGACCUACAUAAGCACUUGGGUCUGCUUGAUGCAGAGCGAGAGCGGGAUGAACACCCAGCUGGUCACAGGUCCGAAGACAGCAUCCAGCUACAGCUUCGGCGUCUUCCAGAUCAACAGCUUGAAGUGGUGCUCCAGAGGACACUCCGGUGGGCUCUGCAACAAACGCUGCGAGGACUUCGCCAACGACGACAUCCAGGACGACAUCGUCUGCGCCAGGAUGAUCAUGGAACGCGAGGGAUUCAAGUCCUGGCCUGGAUGGCAGAAGAACUGCAAGAACAAACCGCUGCCGAACAUCUCCAAAUGCAAGCGACGAUAACCAACGCGACACGUGUCGGGAAACGUGUGUUCACCGGAGACAACAGGUGCGCGACUGUUGAGCGACUCUGUUGGACGCUUUGAUUUCCUGUAUUCGAAGCGGAGAGUCCAGGAGAAUCAACCGUUGGUUUAGUUGAUUCGAAUAGAGGAAACAGAGAGGAGAA